GAAGGCUGAGCUGAGGACUGGCUUAGGCUGGCUCGAAUUAUACUCAGCGGGUAUUGUAGGGUAGGAUUGUACUGCUCGAAGGUGAUUCGAUGGCGAUCAUUGGUUAGGUCUAGUAAAACAUAGGUGGGAUGGGCGACGGCCCAGGGCGAAGUAUUUAUUUUGGGUGGCACCGAGUGGGUUACUUGGUGCGCCCCGAGAUCUAAGGUGCCGUCACCACCUCCUCCGUUUUUACCUGCUUCGCCUCCAAAGGUGAGAUACGGAAGGAUGCUGAAGCUCACCUCCUCCCUCACCAUUCCCUCCUUCUAUCGCCCCUACCUCGUCGGAGCGGUCCAAUUCCUCUCCACGUUCACCACCGCCGUCGCCGCCUCCGCAGGAAAUCUAUCUGCCGAGCCUCAUUUCAUGGCCGAUUACCUUGUCGCCUCCUGUGGCCUCUCACCGGAGAAGGCAGCGGAAGCCUCGAAACCUCUCCGCCGCAUCAAAUCCCGUCAACAACCCGAUUCCGUUAUGGAUUUCUUCAAAAAACACGGUUUUGAUGACUCCCAUCUCAAAAAGCUCAUAUCUUGGUACCCCAGAUGGCUCGCCUUCGACGUGGAGAAAACUCUUGCCCCAAAGUUCCGAGCUUUGCAUGACCUCGGCUUCACCGGCCCCGCCCUGACCCACAUUGUUCUCUCGAACCCCGUCGUCAUCAACCACAGCCUCCACCAUGUCGUCUCUAAGAUCCAGUUCUGGAGAGACCUUCUUGGUUCUGACGAGCAUUUGAAGAAAUUCCUCAAAGGAAAUCAGUGGCUUCUCGGACGCAGCAUCGAGAAGACAAUCCAGCCCAACCUCUCGGUGUUGAAGGACUGCGGCAUCUCAGACCAGAGGAUCACGCUGGUCUUGAAGAAGCAUCCGAGGUUCAUCCUCCAGAAGCCUGAUGCAUUAAGGGCAUUGAUUGAUCGUGCCGAGGGGUUGGGAGUUCUCCCGGGCUCGACGAUGUUCCACUGGGCUCUCUGGGUUCUGUUUCUUGUCAGCCAGGAGAAGUUCGAUGCCAAAUUGGAGGUCUUGAGGGGCUUUGGUUGGUCAGAGGCUGAGUUCCUUGCUGCAUUCCGAAAGGCUCCUGCUUUCUUGACAGGUUCCGUGAGCAGUAUGCGGGAGAAGAUGAAUUUCUUGAUGCGGGAUUCAGCUUGUGCCCCAUCCUAUGUUGCACGCCACCCUGUGCUUCUGACACUGAGCUUGGCAAAGAGGCUGAUUCCAAGAAAUCGAUACUUGGAGGCUUUGAAGUCAAAAGAGUUGCAUGGUGGAGCAUAUGAUGUGUACACGGCCAUGGUGUGUUCAGAGAAGAAGUUCUUGCACUAUUAUGUCCUCCGACACAUAGAUAAGUUCCCAGAUCUCAGUGAAUUGUAUGCUGCGAGUUUUGAAGGGAGAAAUACUCUGUAGUUCUGUACCAUAAAACAGGCAGCUUGAUGUUUUCCUCCUAUCAUGUUCUUAGCUCAUGCAGAUGUUGAAGCCAAGAAGAAUUGCCUAGCAGAGAUCUGAAGCCGAUCUCGAUCAUGAGUUGUUCAGAGGUGUUCAAGGAGAAAGUUCUAUGAGAAAGUUCCAGACUUCUGGAGAUGUGUAUUACCAGCCAUUACAGGCCUGAUGUUACUGACCGUGGUUGCUGGGACUUGAUGGGAUAAUUCAGUUAAAAGGAACCCUCGGAGUUGAGAAGUUUGUAUUCUGCAUAUUGUUACUUUGCUGAAUCCAGUAUUGUGUGAACCAAGAUAGAAGAAGAAGAAUGCUCUCAAAGAGUCUUCUAUUGCGAAGUGUAUCUUUUAAAAGUUAUGUUGAGCGACCUGUUUGCUUUCUGAAAUCUAAAUAUUUUAAGUGAAGCUAGUCAAUCUCAUGUUGAGCUCCAAUAUUUUACUUUUUUUAACAAAAAAAAUUUGUUUCUUGCUAUUAAAAUUAGUCUAGCUUGAUAUUUUGAGCCAAUGCCUGUUGCAGUUUAAGCUGAUCUUUUUUUGAACAUUACCACAACUCAAUUAAGAGUGCUUUACAGAAGGAUGUAUAAACCGCUGCCUUAAUUGAAGCAUCUCCAAAAUAAUUUGACCUUGGUACUCGAAAUUAUCUUACACAUCCCUUUUCUAAUUUUCAUUUUUAUUUUUAUAAUUAUUCUAAACUUAAUUGGAACUUGUAUUUUCAAUCUAUAUCAAGUGCUGCAUAUGGAUCAGGUCAACUUGUGAGCUAAGCUGAUUGUUUCAGAUUCAUGGGUUGAGUCUGGUCAUUUGUUUUUCCACUUGAUCCAGGUCCAGUUCAACUUGUGUACUUGGUGUCUCAAAUGGAUUAAACAUCAGAUGACUCAAUUUGUCGGAGUCCCAUCUAACUCAACCUAAAAAUAGAUGAUUUUGAAAUUUCUAAAGCCUCUAAUUUUCAUUCCUCUGCCACCUUUUGGUUUACUAAUUGAAAUGAACUGCUAAAGACUUCAGAUUGGGAAUCAUUUAGCUAAAAUCCAAGUUCUAAAGAUAUCUAUCAAAGUAAUUAAAUUUACAUUAUAUCUCAUCUUUGCUUCUUGGUUUAGAAAUAUCUCUCUUCCUCCUUGGAUGUUAUUAUAGUCUAGGUGCACUAAUGAUAUCUUUUUUUCCCCCAGAAAGUUUGGAAAUAUUUUUCUUGUUAGUUGCUAAAAAUUAAUUUGCUGUCAUGCUAGAACCUCUUUUUCUACAAAACUCUAUCAAGUUGUAAGCUUUUAAGAUAAUCUAACUAAAAUUUUUAUAUGAAUAUUUUUAUCUUCAAUGAAGUAUUUAGUUAAGGUUAUGUUUGUUGUUGAAAAAUUGAAAAAUCAAUUUACUUUCCUGUAGUUCAAAGAUAACAUCUUGGUAUACAAACUUUUAAAUUGUUCGUUGAAGGUUGAAGGUUCAAUUAAAGUUGAAAAGUGUUCUUGUCAAUGAUAUUAGCAGUUGAAGUUCACGUAGCAUCUUUUUUCUUUUCAGUUUUUCUAGAUCUUAUUCAAGUAAUUAUUAAUUUUUCUUCUUCACACAGAAUAACUAAUUUAUUUUUUUUUAUCUCAUAUUGGAGCUGAACCUAGAUCCACCCAUAUUUGUGGUUGGAACUUGGUCAUGUUUUUUUUUAAAAAAAAGAAAGUGGUCCAUGGAUGAUGGGCUAUAUAAUUUUGGAACUUGUAUUUUUAUUUUUCUAUAUCUCUCAAACCUCGGUUACGGCAGGAUCUAUUUUCAGGUCAUUUGGUAGAACCCCCAAAGAAUUUUACCAGCUUGAAAAGCAGGUACCUUUAAAUUUGAUCGUUAUUGACUUAACCCAACUUGAAUGAUUUGAUGAACCUAUUUUAUUUUUUUUUAAUAAACCCAACUCAAUUUAAUUGAUUUGCGAGUGGAGUCUAUGUCUAAAAUUGCAACUUUCAAAAAGUUUGAUUGGCUUUUGUUAAACUUGUCUUGACCCCAAAUUGAUCCAAUUACAAGCCUACCGUAAUCUAACAAUUCCUAGAAUUUUCUUGCAACCCUUGAUGCUUUUAUCUCAUUUACCCCUCUUGACCAAAUGUAAUGCACUCGAGUGAUAAGGUUUGACGUAAUACCUACCAUCUCAUGGUAUUUUUUAUUAAAUACUGUGUUCACAUGCCCUGUUAUGAACGACAAAACAAACGUUUAAACAUCAAAUGUGAAGCUACAGCUUGAGCAUAUUAGGUUAAGGGUUAAGCCAAAUCAAACUUGACCUCAAGAUCCCCCAACACCAUCCAAUCCAUUCUAGCUAGAUUUUUUAAUGCGCCACGACCCGCAGCUAUAAGCACAGAACAUUGCUCAAUAACAUAUGUGUGUGUGUAUUU
Molecule: messenger RNA, 3787 nt
Organism: Phoenix dactylifera (date palm)
Lineage: Eukaryota; Viridiplantae; Streptophyta; Magnoliopsida; Arecales; Arecaceae
Source: RefSeq, a predicted model, not a curated record